Myxozyma melibiosi is the source of this 1518-nucleotide messenger RNA. RefSeq names its product pantothenate transporter. Bases 1 to 1518 code for a protein of 505 amino acids. The transcript is spliced from 3 exons. Lineage: Eukaryota; Fungi; Ascomycota; Lipomycetes; Lipomycetales; Lipomycetaceae. Gene Ontology annotation, biological process: transmembrane transport. Gene Ontology annotation, cellular component: membrane. The record is from RefSeq and is a predicted model, not a curated record. Gene Ontology annotation, molecular function: transmembrane transporter activity.
AUGAACCCCAUCGCCGAGUGGAUCGGCUGGUUCCCGAAGGAGUACUCAAGAGAAGAGCGCGUUCUGCUCAACAAGAUUGAUCUUCUUAUCCUGUUCUUUGCCUGCGCUUCUACCUGGGCCAACAACCUCGAUACUGGUGCUAUCUACAAUGCCUUCGAGGCUGGUAUGGAGGAUGACCUGAACCUCUACGGCAAUCGCCUGACCUAUCUUACCUCUGUUUACUGGGCUGCCACUACCGUCUUCCAGGUUCCUUGCAACAUCAUUGUUACUAUGGUUCCCGCCCAUUACUACAUCCCUAUCUGCGAGCUUGCCUGGGGCAUGUUCACCCUUGGUACCGCUUUCGUCAAGAGCUACGAGCAGCUGAUGGUCAUGCGAUUCUUCGUCGGUGUCACUGCUACUCCCUGCUGGAUCGCCAACGUGCAUAUCAUCAACUGCUGGUAUCGCAAGAACGAGUUGGGAAAGCGUAACGCUAUCUACUACAACACCUACCCCCUCGGCUCUAUGAUUGCCGGUUACUUGACGAGUGCUUGUCUCACUAACCUCGAUGGAACCGGUGGUCUCGAGGGAUGGAGAUGGCUGUUCAUCAUUUGCACCAUCAUCACCGUCCCUAUUGCUGCCGUCGGAUACUUCUUCUACCCCAACGUUCCCACCAACUGCCACUCAAGAUGGUUGACUGAACGUGAGAAGGAACUCGCUCAGGUUCGUCUGCUGAAGGAGGGAUUUGCUCCUUCUCGCCACAUUACCAAGGACAUUGUCUGGAGAACUUGCCGGGCGUGGCAAACAUGGGUCUUCUUCUGCCUUGCUGGUCUCUUCUGGUUGACUCCGUAUCCUUCCACUACUCCUUUCCUUCUGUGGUUGGGUGAUGACCCGUCCAACAGCGACACCUUCGUCCAGAACAUGUCCACUGUCACCUAUGCUAUCUCCAUCGUCUCCGCCAUGGUCUUUGCUUUCUACUCGGAUUGGAGAGGCUCGCGUUGGGAUGUCAUGUUGUUCUCCGGUAUUAUUGUCUUGAUGUGCAACAUCAUGCUCUUGGUUUGGGACAUCAGCAAGGGAGCCAAGUACUUCGCCUUCCUGUUGCUUGGUUUGACCCAGGGACCCAUCAACGUCGUCAUUGCCUGGUUCGCCGAGUCGCUCGCUCACGAUCUCGAAGUUCGAUCUGUCUCUUUCGGCGUCAUCAACGUCUCGUACUGUCUUGCUCAGUUGAUUCUUCCUCUUUGCGCUUGGCAGACAAAGGAUGCGCCGCGAUUCAAGGCCGGUUACAUCUGGGUUACUUGCGCUAGUGUUGUCGAGUUGGUUCUCAUUCCUCUUCCCAUGUUCUUUGAGCGUCGUGAUAAGAAGCGCGGUAUCAACCAGAUCGAGAUGGUUGCUGGUAUGGCCGAAGUCAGCGGCUUCGACGAGGUUACCAAGCACGUCCAUGAUGGCGAUCUCGAGUCUGGCUCGAUCUCUUCCAACGGUGGAAUGGGAAUGAAGAAGGGCGAUACAAACGUUGGCGUUCAGGAAGUCGAUGAGAAGGCUUAG